AUACGACGCCGUGAAACUCCUCAUCCACCGACCGAAGAUUUCGAGAUGGACUUUACUGUACAUCGAGCCCUAUGUGGCCCAUGGUACGGCCCGUUGCCGCCUCCGCACUCGCCCUCCACCGUUUCCCUUCCACUCUCUCGCUCGCCAACGCCGCUCGUGCCGAUUACGCCUCGUACCGCUCCGGUUGCUCGGUUGGAAGACUGUCAGCAAUGGAAACAGCCGGACUUGAUUCUGACGGUCACCAGUUCAAUAGCGCGGACGAGAUGUGGACGGAAUACACCGGCGAUGAUUCAAAGAAGGAUCAGUGGUACCGCGACGGCGUUUCGUACUGGGAAAAGGGAGUGGAGGCGUCAGUGAAUGGGGUUUUGGGCGGGUAUGGCCAUGUCAAUGACGCCGAUGUGAAGGACAGUGGAGUUUUCAUUAGGAGCCUUUUCUCCGAGCUGUUUGUGGACGGUGGAAGGAAUCGGCCUCUUGUGGCGCUUGAUUGUGGCUCGGGCGUUGGAAGGAUAACCAAAAAUCUUCUGUUGAAGUAUUUUAAUGAGGUUGAUCUUCUGGAACCGGUGAAACAUUUUCUGGAUGCUGCUCGCGAAAGUCUGAGCGAUGCUAAUGUGGCAGCGGGAUCAGAUACACAUAAGGCUAGUAACUUCUUCUGUGUUCCACUUCAGGAAUUCACACCUGAGACUGGAAGAUAUGAUGUCAUCUGGGUUCAAUGGUGCAUUGGGCAUCUCACAGACAAUGACUUCGUCUCGUUCUUUAACAGAGCAAAGGCUGGCCUCAAGCCCGGUGGUUUUUUCGUGAUGAAAGAGAACAUUGCAAAAAGUGGUUUCGUAUUAGACAAGGAUGACAGGAGCAUCACCAGGUCUGAUUUGUACUUCAGGGACCUCUUUCGUCAAUGUGGACUGCAUUUGUACAAAACAAAGGACCAAAGAGGAUUUCCUAAGGAGCUAUUUGCAGUGAAGAUGUAUGCCUUGACACCUGAUGUGCCAAAGAACGCCUAUAAUACUGGUCAUGCAGCGGUCUUCUUCCUCGUGAUCAUCUUGUGCUGCCUGCUGGCGCCGGCAUUGUGCAACGCCAAAAAGGAGUUGGAUACGAAAUGUGCUCCGGCGAGAAACGCAACAGGAAGCUGUUUCGACUAUGUCACCGGGAAGGCGAAAGCCAUACCCGUCCCGUCCAAGUGCUGCCAGGACCUUGCCGGCUAUCUGGACACGCUCGAAACCGCUGCUGAAAGAAAAGCGGCCUGCUUCUGCUUUCUCAACCAAUACAGGCACCCGGACGUUAUCCAACGCCGGGUCGAUAAAGUUUCCAGCGAUUGCAGCUUCCCCUCCCUGAAACCGGACACCGACUGCAACCGCGUAAGGUAACAAGACGCCAUACUAUGGAAUAUGGAUGCGAUGAUGAUUCCGGUAUGAAGCUCAGAUUACUAAAAGAUCGAGCAUGCCUGAUUUGCGACAACAGAGAAAACAAAAAAAAUAUGAGAACACUGUAUUGAGUUUUGAG
Linum tenue is the source of this 1497-nucleotide messenger RNA. Lineage: Eukaryota; Viridiplantae; Streptophyta; Magnoliopsida; Malpighiales; Linaceae. The record is from the annotation of a GenBank genome assembly.